Messenger RNA from Thalassophryne amazonica, 2955 nucleotides. RefSeq names its product elongator acetyltransferase complex subunit 2 (gene elp2). The transcript has 22 exons. Gene Ontology annotation, biological process: tRNA wobble uridine modification. Gene Ontology annotation, cellular component: elongator holoenzyme complex. Gene Ontology annotation, molecular function: protein binding. NCBI's taxonomy places the organism in Eukaryota, Metazoa, Chordata, Actinopteri, Batrachoidiformes, Batrachoididae. The record is from RefSeq and is a predicted model, not a curated record. Bases 14 to 2536 code for a protein of 840 amino acids.
GUCAUAGAGGAAAAUGGCGACUCCUGUCAUAGAAACAUGCCAUGUAGCUUGCUGUGCUAACAGAACACCAAAUGUUGUUUCUUGGAGCCGUGGAGGACUCCUUGCCUUUGGAACAUGUCACUCGGUGGUUCUGUACGACCCUCAGGGGAGAAGAGUUGUCUCUGUGCUGAAUGGACACACAGGCAGAGUCAAUACAGUCCAGUGGGUCCACAGGCAGGACUGCGCUCCAGAGUGUCACCUUGUUUCAGGAGGUUCAGACAAUCGCCUCAUUGUCUGGAAGGUUCAAACUGGAAGGUUGAUCCAGUCUGUUGAGUGCAAAGGUCACACUGGGCCUGUUUGUGCUGUGGAUGCCAUCUAUGUGGAAGACUCAAAGAUCUUGGUGGCCUCCUCAGCUUCAGACUCCACAGUGAGACUGUGGAGCUGUAAAGAUGUUAAAGAAGCCGAGUGCCUCCAUACCUUAUCGUUUGGCAGUGGCUUCAUGAUGGAUGUGUCUCUGGCACUGUUGCCAGGCAGCAAAGUUCCCAUAUUGGCCUGUGGGGGUGAUGAGUCUUGUGUCCAUCUAUACGUACAAGCUGACACACAGCUCAAGAAAGUCAGAUCACUGCAAGGACAUGAAGACUGGGUUCGUGGGGUGGAAUGGGCAUCUGUUGGUGGGGAGCUGUUAUUAGCCAGCUGCUCCCAGGACUGUUUUAUCAGAGUGUGGAGGCUGUCUGCCAAGUCUGGGACAGAUGCCCAUGUAGAGGACGACCAGAGCACCGCAAUCAAAAUGAAAGAGGAAGUUUUUGAAGUGAAAGAGAGCGACGUAUCCUCUGUGUUUGCUGUGUCUCUGGAGACAGUCUUGGCAGGCCAUGAAAACUGGGUCUAUGGAGUCCACUGGCAGCCUCCUUUCUACAAAGGCAAUGAGCUGCAACAACCCCUUUGUUUCCUCUCUGCUUCCAUGGACAAAACUAUGAUCCUCUGGGCUCCAGAGGAGGAAUCUGGAGUCUGGGUGGAGCAGGUGCGUGUAGGGGAGGUUGGUGGCAACACUCUUGGUUUCUAUGGCUGCCAAAUGAGUCCAGACGGUUCAAUGAUCAUUGCUCAUGCUUUUCAUGGAGCACUACACCUCUGGUGUAAGGACCAAGAUAAAGAGGGAUCAUGGCAGCCUGGAGUCGUGAUAUCAGGACACUUUGAUGCGGUCCAGGACCUGAGCUGGGAUCCAGAUGGAGACUUCAUCCUCAGCGUAGGCUCAGAUCAGACCACCAGACUCUUCACUCCAUGGAGGAAAGAAGACAGUGAACAAGCAACCUGGCACGAAAUCUCCAGGCCACAGAUCCAUGGAUAUGACAUGCAGUGCCUGGCAACAGUCGGUAGGUUUCAGUUUGUGUCCGGCGCUGACGAGAAGGUGCUGCGGGUGUUUCAUGCACCACGUAAUUUUCUGGAGAACUUUGCCAACAUCUCUCAGACCUCCAGAGAUGAGCUGUUAACAUCUAGUGACUCUGUAAACCUGCCAGAAGGAGCCAGCACACCUGCCUUAGGUCUGUCCAACAAGGCUGUAUUUCAAGGUGACCUUGUCCCAAGGACUAAUGAGGAAGAGGAGCAGUUCAGCAGUAUAUCUGACCAAUAUCAAGAAUCUUACUUCCAUCCUGUUCAUAUGACUGAGCCGCCACCAGAGGAUCAUCUCCUCCAGAACACACUCUGGCUGGAGGUCCAGAAACUGUACGGUCACAGCUUUGAGAUGUUCUGUCUCGCGUCCGACAGCGCCAGAACGGUGGUGGCCUCCGCCUGUAAGGCGUCUAAAGCAGAACACGCAUCAGUGCUAGUGUGGAGUGCCAAAACAUGGCGCCAGCUGCAGACGCUGUCUUGCCACACCCUCACAGUCACCCAGAUGGCCUUCUCUCCUAAUGCACGACUCCUGCUGGCCGUUUCCCGUGAUCGCACGUGGUCGCUAUGGAGACGGAACCUGCCUGCGCCUGAUUGUCCAGAGCCCGAGUUCUCCCUACUGGCACGCACGGCCAAGGACACAGCCAUACACAGCCGAAUCAUCUGGUCCUGUGACUGGAGCCCUGACAGCAAAUACUUUGUGACAUCCAGCCGGGACAAGAAGGUAAUAGUUUGGGGCCCGUGCACAUUCAGGGACUCUGCGGGUCCUCAUGAGAUCAAACCCUCUUCGUCUGUCAUGGAUGUGGCUGAUUCAGCCACCGCAGUGGCUUUCUGUCCAGUGUCCUGCUGUGGAAAAAGCUACUUAUUGGCGGUGGGUCUGGAGCACGGCACCAUCCGGCUGUACAGGUGGAGCCCAGAGAAGGACUCUGGAGGAGGACUCGACUGGACCUGCUGUGGAGAAACCGAUGCCUCACAAAGCCACACCUUGGCGGUGAAGAGACUCCGCUGGAGGCCCAGGGCGGGCUGCGCAGGUCGAGAGAACGGCAGCAAGGACGCGACGAAACAAGAGUCGGACAGACGGAGCAAAGUGGACGAGGGGGGCUCCUGGCUGCAGCUCGCCAGCGCCGGCACCGACCACUCUGUCAAAAUCUUCAACAUCAACACACUGGCUCUUUAGCACCAGCGACACUGACGCGAUACUGUCUCGCACACUCAGACUGAGGGCCACAGGCCUGACGGCGGUGGCGCCAGGGCCACAGCUGCUCGCUGGCUCGCCGUUCACUCCCCAUGACAGCCGGUUAACUCACAGGUCACUCUUAGGACAAACCGGCUCGGCCCGCAGUCUGUCUGCUGCACCGCCGAAUGUUUGAUGGGUGGAAACAAGAAGAUAUAAACACCACAACCCGAGGGAGUAAAAAAAAAAAAAAAAAAAUUCAGACACUUCAGAGUGUUUUGGAAUGAGAUGCAAAGGAUGCUGGGUAUCUGCACAAUAUCUGGUCACAUGUAGUCUUUUCAGAAACAAAUCAAAUUGUACUUUUCUCUGUAAGAAUGUUAUGUUUUCUUUUUCUAUACAAUUAAAUGUUUAUUUACACAGUC